AUGAUAAAAGUCUAUAAUCCAGAAUUACUUAUUUCUGAUGCAUAGGAUAAAUUAACAUAACUAGUUAGGGAUGAUUUUAAGCCAUUCAUUUUGAGAUGUGAAUAACACAAACUCUGUGUAUUGGAAAAUGAGAACUUGAUACUAUUUUCUGUGCUUUUUGAUAAAUGUUAGCCUAUCAUUGAUGAAGCCUUAUUAACGAUUACGCUUGUGAGUUAAAAGAAUGAAUCUAAAAUAAUAGCAAUUAAGUUUGCAGACAAGAAAGGCAUGUCUUAUUUGCAACAUUAUAUUAAUUCAAGAAAAACAUAUACAAAGUAUAUGGGUCCUUUGGCAUAUCAACCAGUGAGAAAAGAAAGGACAUCAUUAUUGAGUACGGAAUCCCCAGAAUAAAAUUUCAGAGGAAUAUUAAAUCUGGCAAUUCUGAUAUUGAUAGCUAAUCAUAUUAGAUUGAUAUUCGAGAAUUUUUAAAAGUAUGGUUUGCUUAUAACAAAUGUCUUCUGGAAGUUUGAGAUGGUGUAAAUAAAUGGUAAUCCUAUCAUGUAAGCUUUGUUGGUAUUAAUUAUUAAUUUGUUGUCUGGAUUUGGAAUUCAAUAUUUAUAAUUUAAAAGAGAUUUUAAUCCUAGAUUUAUUAGAAUAUUUAAUAUAACUAACAUUGCAUUAACAAUAAUACUCCCAUGUUAUUUAAUUUAGGGAUCGCAUCCAGGAUUAAAUUUGAUUCUUCUAGGUGUUCAAUUUAUAGUUUUUAUGAAGUUGAUAAGUUAUGCACACUUUUUGAGGAACACUUACUUUUAUAUUUAAAGAAUAAAGUAAGUAUAAAAUAAGAAGGUAUCCCUUGAUAAUUUCUUUGCUGAAUACGAAGUCAAUGGUGAAAACCUUAAGAUAUUAGAGAAAUAUGCUCAAAAUUAAUCAAGGAUUUUGGACUUUCAACACUACUUAUAUUUUCUAGCUGCUCCUACAUUGUGCUUCCAAUUGUCAUAUCUAAGAACCAAUUCUAUAAGGAAAGUUUGGUUGAUCAAGAGGAUAAUCGAAUAUAUUUUUGUGAUACUCUUUUUAUUGAUCAUUUGGUUCCAAUACACAGAACCACUUGUGGAGAAUACAUACAAAAUGCUAACUAAAGCUCCCACUCUUAUGGUGCUUGCUGAUCGAUUGUUAAAGUUGGCAAUACCUAAUACAUAUAUGUGGAUAGCCUUAUUUUAUGGAUAAUUCUAAUGCUUUUUAAAUAUCACAGCAGAACUCUUACGAUUUGCAGAUAGAGAGUUUUACAAAGAUUGGUGGAACUGUAAGAAUCUCGAAGAAUAUUGGAGAUUAUGGAAUUUACCUGUCCAUCAUUGGUUAGUUAGACACAUAUAUUUUCCAUGUCUAAAAUCAGGGAUGAGCAGAACUACUUCAAAUUUGAUAGUGUUUUUAGUAUCAGCUUUGGGUCAUGAAUACAUAGUCAGUGCUUCAAUUGGAGUGAUAGAGGCUUGGGCAUUUGUGGGAAUGUUUGCAUAGGCACCAUUUAUGUUAAUGUAGAAGAAAUUAGAGAAAUUACUUAAAUUAUAAGACUCCUAAUUAGGAAAUUUAAUGUUUUGGAUGACUUUUUGUUUUAUUGGAUAACCAAUUAUGAUCUUUGUUUAUUACUUUAGAUAUUUAGAAAAGAUUGGCCAUCCAAUAUGA
This is a messenger RNA of Paramecium tetraurelia, 1653 nucleotides long. RefSeq lists its product as uncharacterized. The record is from RefSeq and is a predicted model, not a curated record. The transcript has 5 exons. Gene Ontology annotation, biological process: triglyceride biosynthetic process. Gene Ontology annotation, cellular component: endoplasmic reticulum membrane. Lineage: Eukaryota; Ciliophora; Oligohymenophorea; Peniculida; Parameciidae. Gene Ontology annotation, molecular function: diacylglycerol O-acyltransferase activity.